AUGAUGGCGGCGUCAAGACCGGAAUUCAGCAACGUCGACAAGCGCGUGGUCAUGAAGUUCUUGUUCCUGGAAAGGAAACGAGAGCAGGAGAUUCACUCUGAGAUGCUGGCGACUCUAGAGGAGGACUGCCCUUCCCUCACAAUGUGCGCCUGCUCCUUCCUCAUAGGAACCAUGUCGCCUAUGGGGAUGGAGGGAACAUUGUCUUGUUUGGGAGAUAAGGACGGGAAGUGGAGAGCUUCGGCUCAAUAUUCCCUGGGGAUUACUAUCGCUGCACCCCUCAAUGGUCAUCUAAAAGCAUUCUCCAAGGGAAUCUCCAAUGGAAUCAGUGAUACGGAUAUCCAAGGAUCUUCCUUGGACGAGACAUUCAGUCAUGCAGGGGAUGUCCCAGGAGGAUAUAAAUUGGAUGUCCAAGUGUCCAUGAGGUCAACUGCAGCUCGGUACAUCAAGAAAUAUCGUACCAAUGCACCCUUUGCUUCAAGAGGCCGUCCUCGUGUCCUGGACAAGCAGGACGAAAAGUACAUCUGCAGACUGGCCACUACAGGAAAGUGUUCCACCGCCACCACCAUCCAACGCGAGCUCAAGAUCUAUGCAGGAAUAGCCGUCUCUGCCAACACGAUCCUGCGCAUUUUGAGACGAAACCAAAUCAAGUCGCGACACAAGCAAAAGCGCCCACAACUGCUGAGAUCUCAUCGGAAUGCUCGGAUGUCGUUUGAACGAGCCCAUCGCUCAUGGACAGAAACCGACUGGGACAAGGUCAUCUGGUACUUCGUGAGCAAUAUCAUCCAGUUUCAAUUCCACCAAGCCCUAUGCACAGCAGCAGGGGAAUAUGACCCGAAAAAUCCUCUGGCGAAACCCCUUCAUCAAUGCGACAUCUAUCAAAACAAGGAAGCCGGGAAGCUCCUCAAGGAGAUGUUGAGGCUGGGGAGUUCGAAGCCGUGGCCUGAUGUCAUGGCGGUCAUCACUGGAGGGAAUCGCCGUAUGGAUGCCUCCGCCCUCAGGGAGUACUUCCAGCCUCUGGAGGACUGGCUGAGGGAGGACAAUAAGAGGCAUGGUGUCUACAUAGGAUGGAAAUUGGAAGCCGUUCCGUCCGCCUCUGAAGGUAUCUCACCCAGAGUCUCGGCCGGCAUAGCCGUGUGUUUGUUCGUGUUGCUCCUCUGCGUGUUAGUCGGUUGGGUCUACAGCCUCUUUCGCGGCUUUAGACCUUCCCGCCUCGGACACGGUGAAACCAUCCAGUCCUCAUCUAAACCACCUGGCCAGGGCGUCACCUUGGUACGAGACGAACUGCGUUUUCCUCAAGAGGAAGAGAAGCGGAAGGGAGAGGGAGUUCGGCUAAACUCCGUGUGAUCGUCAGUGGAAUAUUAUUGCAUGUGCGUACCCUCGAAUAAUAUUACAAUUUAAUAUAAUAUUUUAUUGCUCUUACCCAGGAUCACUAGAAGGCGUGACCCAGCCAUAAAAUUUUAUGUAUAUUUGAUGAAAAUAAACCAGAC
This is a messenger RNA of Darwinula stevensoni, 1487 nucleotides long. NCBI's taxonomy places the organism in Eukaryota, Metazoa, Arthropoda, Ostracoda, Podocopida, Darwinulidae. The record is from the annotation of a GenBank genome assembly.